Molecule: messenger RNA, 2124 nt
Organism: Symbiodinium necroappetens
Lineage: Eukaryota; Dinophyceae; Suessiales; Symbiodiniaceae
Source: the annotation of a GenBank genome assembly
AUGGAUUUGCCGGAGGCUCAUGAUGUCUCCAUGCCGGCAAGCACAACAGGCUGGUUCCAACGGGAGCCGGUCUGGAUCGACGACAGGCAAAUGUUGCUGAACGUGGAGUGGGCGUGCUUCCUGCUCUAUGCAGCCGCUGGCAUCGGCGGCGUACUUCUGAUCCCGAAGAGACCCAGGUCGACCUCCGGAGCUUCGGCCACAAGACGUGCCAUGCUGCCUGGAAUGAGGAGUCGGCGACAAUUGGCGCUCGGCCUUUGCAUCGCCAAUGCUGUGCGCUGUUUCAGCUUGUUCUUGGAGAUCGAGAACCGGGAAGGACGUUUGACCGAUCUGCUACAACAGCUGGGUCCGACCCAGAUGCAGUGGCUGUGGGACUUAAUCUCUCUAUUUCCAACAGUGGUGUAUCUCUCCGCUUUCUCUAUAGUCGUCUCUUUCUUCGCCCAGCUCCACUACGCCAUCAACGUGGUUCCACUUCCGCUGUUGGACUGCCUGGUGGUGUGCGUCAAUAUUGCGUGCUACUUUCUAGUGGUGGCCGUUGCUGUUUGCACGUAUUUGCUGUGUGCGUAUCACCACCUCCGAGCAUACCUUUCGUGCAUCAUUGGCUUCCUCUAUGUCAUACUGGCAUGGUCAAUGCUGUACUACGGGAUGAUGGUCGUGACGCAGCUCGCUGAGAUUUGCCGAAAAGACCCUCCUGUGCGAAUGCUCAUCACCAGAGUGGGCGUCGUCUCCGUAUUCUGCCCGGCACUCUUUCUGGUCAGAGCGGUCUGCCUGCUCGGUUGGGGAAGCUCCAUGGCUGCCCCGUCCACCGGAGUUGACCUGCUGCUUGCGCUCUGUUCCGAGUGGCUGCCAACAGUUGUUGUGAUAGCGUGCCUCAUCCCGAUUUCGACCUCUGACUUCCCAGAGGAGCUCACGGUUGACUCUGAGUCGGACCCGGACUCCCCGGGAACGGAGGUGCCGGCGCUGCACGAGCCGUUGAUGGCAAGGCCACCACAACUCCGCCCGGUGCUGCAAGCCGAGUUCGGAGUCCACGAUGUGCUUGCUGGACCUUCUGUCGGCCAGUUCCUGGCUGAACUAGGUGCCGAUGUUGUCAAGGUUGAAAACCGCAAGACCGGUGGAGACGUGACCCGGUCAUGGCGACUGCGAGGAGACAACCCGCAGCAAGCGACUAGCUACUUCUCUUGCUGUAACCUGGGAAAGCGAUCCCUGGCCGUUGAUGCGUCCACAGACCGUGGCCGAGACCUGUGCAGGCGCUUGGCCAUCUCCUCAGACAUUGUCAUUGCCUCAUACAAGCCCGGGGAUGAUGUCAAGCUCGGUCUGGACGCUGCGCAGCUGCGUGCCCAGGCACCGCGUCUCAUCUAUGCCCAGAUAACAGGUUAUGGUCUGAACGAUCCACGCACUGGCUACGAUGCUGUCAUCCAGGCGGAGUCGGGCUUCACUUUCAUGAAUGGCGCUGCUGCACACCAGGGAGGAAGUCCCACGAAGAUGCCUGUGGCUCUCGUGGAUUUGCUGGCAGCGCAUCAGCUCAAGGAGGCUAUACUCCUAGCAUUGUUCAAUCGAGAACGCUUUGGAGAAGGUGCGCACGUGCACGUCUCUCUCAUGGCGGCGGCCGUUGCCUCUUUGGCCAAUCAGGCCACGGGCUACCUGAUUACUGGGGAGGUGCCGCAAAGGAUGGGUUCAGAUCAUCCGUCAAUCUGUCCUUAUGGGACAGCUUUCUCCGACCAGGACGGCGAAGCGCUGGUCCUCGCAGUUGGAACUGACACGCAAUUCACUGCCUUGUGCGAAGUUCUGCGACGUCCAGAUCUUGCGGCCGACCCUCGCUACCUUCGCAAUGUGGACCGGGUGAUCAAUCGGAAGGAGCUUCAUGCUGCCCUCGGGGAGACUGUUGCCAGAUGGCGCCGUGACGAGCUCCUCGCUGCCCUGUGCGAAAGGAAGGCGCCCUGGGACCGGCCUCUGGAUACACUUACUAAGACUUACUAUGUCUUACUAUGUUUGCCUCACUUGCCUCGCUCCCCACUUGUCCAGCCCCCGCAGAUACCCAAUCUAAUCAGCUUCACACUAGGCGGACCGUGGGGCAGACUUCCUUUCGCAUCAACCCCUUCACCGCGCCCAAGCGUGCAUUGGGUCUGA